Messenger RNA from Capsaspora owczarzaki ATCC 30864, 835 nucleotides. RefSeq lists its product as hypothetical. Bases 27 to 794 code for a protein of 255 amino acids. The transcript is spliced from 5 exons. The record is from RefSeq and is a predicted model, not a curated record. Gene Ontology annotation, biological process: regulation of DNA-templated transcription. NCBI's taxonomy places the organism in Eukaryota, Filasterea, Ministeriida, Capsasporidae. Gene Ontology annotation, cellular component: nucleus. Gene Ontology annotation, molecular function: protein heterodimerization activity.
UGCUUUUCCAUUACAGAGUUGAGAAGAUGAAGGGAAAAGCAGCUACUUUCGCCAAGUUCCCACUUGCGCGCAUCAAGCGAAUGAUGCAGAAGGACGACGAGGUUGGCAAGAUUGCUCAAGGCGCCGCAGUCUCCGUCGGCAAAGCAGCUGAACUGUUCAUGCAGCACCUGCUAAAGCAGCUCAACCAAGUCGCCAAGGAUCGUGACACGCGAACCAUCACACCAGCCCAUCUCAAGGAGUGCGUGAAAACCAACCAAAUGUUUGACUUUCUGGCGGACAUUGUGGCAAAGGCGCCCGAUCUCCCUCCUCCUGGACAGGAAUCCAAACCAAAAACUGGAGCAGCAGCAGCCAAGGAAUCACGCGCUAAACGUCCUCGAAAGGCUCGCUCGGAAGACGAUCAAGCGAGCAAGCCGAGCAAAGCAGAAGCGGUCGACGACUCUGACAGUGACGGCGAUGAUUGGGAGGCGGACAGCGACGAUGAAGAUCAAAAACCAAGGAAACGACGACCAAGCAAACCUGCAACCGUGCACGGUCAAAAGGGCAAAACGGCUGCAGCCCCUGCACCACCAUCCUCGUCAUCGUCAUCAUCAUUAGCAUCAUCAUCUUCAUCCUCCGACGCUGCGCCGGUAGCACCGUUCGCGUUUGUGAACUUCCAGUCGUCCUCGUCGUCAGCUCCGGUGCUCGGGACGCCAGCUCCUCUGGUAUCCCCCACCGUCGCAAUGCCUCGUGCACCAGUGCCAACGGCAUCGACCAACAAGCAGCCUAAAGAAGAAGACGAAGACUAUGAUUCAUGAACAAUGUGCGUUUUGUCAGCAUCAAUAAAUUAUUAUGCGUG